AUGGGUGAAAUAACACACAGAAGUAACAAUGAAACAUAUACGUUCGAAACUCCUCCAGCGGAUUCUACAAUUGAAGUACUAAACGAAUUCUACUGGACGAAGGAAUCAGAACCACAUGUUACUAGAAGAAAACAAAUAUUGGCAAAGUAUCCAGAGGUCAGAAAAUUAACCGGGUACGAACCUAAAACUAAAUGGUAUAUUUUUGGAAUAUUAAUAUUACAAUUUUCAGUUGCCUAUUACUUAAGAAACACAUCGCUUUUUAGCUUCAAAUUCAUAGCUUUAGCAUAUUUGAUCGGUGCUACGUGUAACCAGGCAAUAUUCUUAGCUAUUCACGAAUUAUCCCAUAAUUUGUUAUUCAAGAAGCCACUUCAUAAUAAAUUGUUUGCAAUUUUCACGAAUAUGCCAAUCGGGAUUCCAUAUUCAGCUUCGUUUCAGCCAUAUCAUCAAUUACACCACAAGUUUUUAGGCGAUGAAUACUUGGAUGCUGAUUUACCAACCAAGUUUGAGGGUAUUUUUCUUUCAAAUGUAUUAGGCAAAGUAUUUUUUGCUAUAUUCCAGAUUCUUUUUUAUGCGUUAAGACCAAUGUUUGUCACUCAGAUCAAGUUUACCUACAUUCACUUAUUGAACAUUGCUUAUCAGGUUUUAGUCGAUUAUCUCAUGGUUCAUAAUUGGGGUGGAAGAUCCCUUGGUUAUUUUAUCAUGAGUUCGUUUUUGGCUGGGUCGUUACAUCCAUGCGCCGGCCAUUUCAUCGCCGAACACUAUGUUUUGAAUGAAAACAACACACCAAGAUCUGGAAAUUCUGAAAAGGCUACGGCUAAUAUCAGUAAGGAAUUAUUACCAGAAGAGACAUAUUCUUACUACGGUCCUUUGAACAGGUUAACUUGGAAUGUUGGGUAUCACAAUGAACAUCAUGAUUUCCCAUACAUCGCCUGGACCAAAUUACCUGAAUUAAGGAGGAUUGCAGCUGAAUUUUAUGAUCCAUUGCCUCAGGUUGAGUCUUGGUGUGGUGUGAUUUGGUGGUUUUGCUUUAGUGAUAUAAAUACUUUGUGGAAUAGAGUCAAAAGAAACGGCAAAGAAAAGCAUGGGUACAAUGUUGGAAUCAAAUUAGAUGUUAAUUGA
This is a messenger RNA of Debaryomyces hansenii CBS767, 1119 nucleotides long. It is a transcript of the gene DES1, whose product is annotated as Des1p. The record is from RefSeq and is a predicted model, not a curated record. Gene Ontology annotation, cellular component: membrane. The transcript has a single exon. The coding region runs from base 1 to 1119 and encodes 372 amino acids. Gene Ontology annotation, molecular function: sphingolipid delta-4 desaturase activity. Gene Ontology annotation, biological process: ceramide biosynthetic process. Lineage: Eukaryota; Fungi; Ascomycota; Pichiomycetes; Serinales; Debaryomycetaceae.